AUGCCGGGGCCAGCGGUGGGUGUGGAGCAGGUCCUGGAGCCGGGAGCCACCGAGUACCACCUGGGGCUGCUGAAGGCCAAGCUUGCCAAGUACAGGGCUCAGCUGCUGGAACCCUCCAAGUCCUCGGCUGCCAAAGGAGAAGGCUUCGAUGUGAUGAAAUCUGGAGAUGCCCGGGUGGCUCUGAUUGGUUUCCCUUCUGUGGGUAAGUCCACAUUUCUGAGUCUGAUGACCUCAACUGCCAGCGAAGCUGCAUCCUACGAGUUCACCACCCUGACCUGCAUCCCAGGAGUCAUAGAAUACAAAGGAGCCAACAUCCAGCUGCUGGAUCUGCCGGGAAUCAUCGAAGGAGCAGCACAAGGGAAGGGCAGGGGGCGGCAGGUGAUCGCUGUGGCCAGGACAGCAGACGUUGUCAUUAUGAUGCUGGAUGCCACCAAGGGUGAGGUACAGAGGGCCCUGCUGGAGAAGGAACUGGAAUCGGUUGGAAUCCGGCUGAACAAAAGCAAACCAAAUAUCUACUUCAAGCCGAAGAAGGGUGGAGGCAUCUCCUUCAACUCAACGGUCACGCUGACUCAGUGCUCUGAGAAGCUGGUGCAGCUCAUCCUCCAUGAGUACAAAAUCUUCAAUGCUGAGGUCCUUUUCAGAGAGGACUGUUCCCCUGAUGAGUUCAUUGAUGUGAUUGUAGGCAACAGGGUCUACAUGCCAUGCCUUUACGUCUAUAACAAGAUUGACCAGAUAUCCAUGGAGGAAGUGGAUCGCCUGGCUCGGAGGCCCCACAGUGUUGUCAUCAGCUGUGGUAUGAAGCUGAACCUGGACUACUUGCUGGAGAAGCUCUGGGAGUACCUGGCUCUUACCUGCAUCUACACCAAGAAACGAGGACAGAGACCAGACUUCACUGAUGCCAUUAUUCUACGGAAAGGGGCCUCUGUGGAACAUGUGUGCCACCGAAUUCACAGAUCAUUAGCCAGCCAGUUCAAGUAUGCCUUGGUGUGGGGCACAAGCACAAAAUACAGCCCCCAAAGAGUGGGCUUAACCCAUAUGAUGGAGCAUGAAGAUGUCAUUCAGAUUGUGAAGAAGUAACCCUUUCUGCUGGUGCCUGGCCUUGUCUUUGAUCACUAGAAUUGGAACUGACCAUGUAAAAGCAAAAAAAACAACAACAA
Chaetura pelagica (chimney swift) is the source of this 1157-nucleotide messenger RNA. It is a transcript of the gene DRG2, whose product is annotated as developmentally regulated GTP binding protein 2. Gene Ontology annotation, cellular component: cytoplasm. NCBI's taxonomy places the organism in Eukaryota, Metazoa, Chordata, Aves, Apodiformes, Apodidae. The coding region runs from base 1 to 1077 and encodes 358 amino acids. Gene Ontology annotation, molecular function: GTPase activity; GTP binding. The record is from RefSeq and is a predicted model, not a curated record. Gene Ontology annotation, biological process: cytoplasmic translation. The transcript has 13 exons.